Uranotaenia lowii is the source of this 770-nucleotide messenger RNA. RefSeq names its product larval cuticle protein A3A-like. The transcript is spliced from 2 exons. Gene Ontology annotation, cellular component: extracellular matrix. Lineage: Eukaryota; Metazoa; Arthropoda; Insecta; Diptera; Culicidae. The record is from RefSeq and is a predicted model, not a curated record. Bases 71 to 694 code for a protein of 207 amino acids.
AACGAUUUGUCCCAGGCACAGUUCGAUCAGUUUCAUUCCUUAGUCAACAACUGCCUUCCUUCCAUCAACCAUGGCAUUCAAAUUCGUAACCUUCUUCGCCUUGAUGGCCGUUGCCCACGCUGGACUCAUCGCUUCCCCAGCUGUGUCCUAUGGCGCUGCUCCAGCUCUGUCCUACGGUGCCCCAGUUCAGCAGCUGGCCUAUGCCGCCCCACUGGCCAAGACUGUCGUGGCCAAGCAGGUUAUCGCCGAUGAGUAUGACCCCAACCCACAGUACUCUUUCUCGUACGGAAUCUCCGAUGCCCUGACCGGUGAUCAGAAGUCCCAGCAGGAAUCCCGCAACGGAGAUGCCGUCCAGGGAUCUUACUCCGUUGUUGACCCAGAUGGCGUCAAGCGUACUGUCGAAUACACUGCUGAUCCGAUCCACGGAUUCAACGCUGUUGUCCACCGCGAACCUCUGGCUGCCAAGGCCGUCAUCGCCCAGCCAGCCAUCGCCAAGACUGUGAUCGCUCAGCCAGGUUAUGCUUCCUAUGCCGCUCCAGUUGCCAAGACCUACGUCUCGCAGCCAGCUUACGCCUCGUAUGCUGCCCCAGUGGCCACCAAGACCAUUGUAUCUCAGCCAGCCUAUGCCUCGUAUGCUCAGCAGCCAGCUUAUGCUAGUUAUGCUGCCCCAGCUACCUACGCCUAUCACCAUUAAGAGACUGAAAUUGUUACCGGACUGUUAACACUUGAUUCCUAGUAGUUUAGUAAAUUAUUAAAUCUUUGAAUCAAAA